This is a messenger RNA of Scleropages formosus (Asian bonytongue), 1982 nucleotides long. RefSeq names its product guanine nucleotide binding protein (G protein), beta polypeptide 1-like (gene gnb1l). The record is from RefSeq and is a predicted model, not a curated record. Gene Ontology annotation, molecular function: protein binding. Bases 377 to 1351 code for a protein of 324 amino acids. Lineage: Eukaryota; Metazoa; Chordata; Actinopteri; Osteoglossiformes; Osteoglossidae. The transcript is spliced from 8 exons.
GUUGCGCGGGUGUUCUCUCUCUAGCUCUCGCGCGCCAGCACGCUCUCGGUGGUUCUUCAGAAGUGCGCAGAAUACAGUACUGCAACGCAAAGUGUGGCUGCUUCAAUGGGAAUUAAUUUGCUGUACGUAAAGUAGCAAGGAAUUCAUAUAGGUUAAAUUUAGUUUUAUGUUAUUGCUAGCUUUUUUCCGUAUUAUUGCUGUCUCGCGACGGUGAUGAGGCAGUUGACUUGCAGCUCACACGAGACGAGUCGUGAGGCGCGCUGACACCCAUUCAUUGUGACAAGUCACAAGCGCGUUGCAACGGAUCCCGUGCAGGCAAAGAGGUGCUACCAGCUCUUGAGUGAGAGACGGUCAGUGCUCCUGCAGUGUGCUGGUGAUGGCCCGCCCUCCACCAACUCCUCUUUUUGUCCUGCGGGGGUCUGGGGCUCCCAUCAACACUCUGCACUUUAGCUGCCAAGAACCGAGCUCUGCUCUCCUCUUCUCAGGUUCAGGCAAAGGGGCCAUACAUGUGUGGAACUUGCAUACAAGACGGGCUGAGAGAGUUCUGGAAGGGCAUGGAGGGUCCUCCAUCGUCUGGGUGAACACCAUUGGUUCUAAAGAGACCCUCAUCAGCCAGGCCCGGGACAAGAGGUUGUGCACCUGGAACCUGAGCGAGGGCCGAAGUGAUGUGACACAGUCCAUUUUCACAGGCAGUGUGGGCUUCUGCCAGGGGUCUGUGAUGGAAAUGCACCCCCAACGCUGGUUGCUGGCGUACCCAGCAGAGGACAUGGAGGAGGUAAAGCUGGUGGAGCUGCCCAGUGGAGUGCCCGUGUGCUCCCUGAAGCCGGACGCCAAGCUGGGGAUGCUGAUGUGUGUCAAGCUGUGGCAGCCCGAUGGUGGGUGUGGCCCGAUGCUGCUAGCUGGCUAUGAGGAUGGCUCGCUGGCCCUCUGGGAUGUCGCCCAGAGACAGAUACUCAGCCGCCUGACCACGCAUCCCGAGCCCCUCCUGUGCUUGGAUUUCGACCCCGUGGGUUUGCGGGGUGUCUCAGGCUCUGCGGAGAGAGCCGUCAGCUCCUGGGUGCUUGAUGGACAGCAGAACCUUCAGCUACGUGACACUGUGGAGCUGGUCAACCCAGGGAUUUCUCAGCUGCGCCUGCGGAUGGACCGCCGGAUCCUGGCAUCGGCAGGCUGGGAUCACCGAAUCCGCCUCUUCAGCUGGAAGAAGCUUAAGCCCCUGGCUGUGCUUCAGUACCACACAGACACGGCACUCUGCGUUACUUUCUCAGACCACAAGGACUCCCGCUUGGGACUCAUGGCAGCCGGAUCCAAGGACCAGCGGAUAAGCAUCUGGUCUGUGUACAAUGACAGCUAGUGGGACCUGGAUCUACUUCUGUGACCUUGUUCACUCCCAUCACAAUAGAACUUUAUACAGCCUAAAGGGCAGAGCUGCUUUCCUGUGUUUUUGUCACAACUCCUCGUAAGGUUGCAGUCGUGGAUCAUCUGACUAGACUUUCGGUGGUAUUUUUAGGGAAUGCUGGGCCUUUGCUGUCAUUGGCUUACAGAGAUUUUCCUUCUAAAAUGUGAACUGUUCAUUCGUAUUUUGUCGUCUUCCUAGUCAAAUAUUUAUGUAGUAGGUGAGCACUAGCACUUGCAUUCAAAGUGCUUGACUUUCUAAGCUCUGGCUAGCGGCCUUUUUCUUAGCUUUGUUGAUAUGUGAAUUUGCUGCAGUUUGUGCAAAACCAAGACGGAACAUGUUGGAGCGGGGUCUCUUUGCUCAAGUCAAACAAAAGCAGCAGAUGGCCAUCAAGAUACUAGUUGUGGGUCUUUCUGGUUUCAAACCACCAUAUUGGAUACCCUGUCUUACAGUUGGUGGAAUUUUAACCCAUUAUUCUUUUGAGUGUAAAGAACAGCUAUUUCCCUUUUUUCUGCUAAGAAGCUUGUUUCAGUAAACUUGAAUUCAAAGUACUUUUCAUUCUUGAGCAGCUAUCUCAUCCAUGCUUUUU